Messenger RNA from Glossina fuscipes, 753 nucleotides. RefSeq names its product proteasome subunit alpha type-7-1-like. Gene Ontology annotation, biological process: ubiquitin-dependent protein catabolic process. The record is from RefSeq and is a predicted model, not a curated record. Lineage: Eukaryota; Metazoa; Arthropoda; Insecta; Diptera; Glossinidae. Bases 1 to 744 code for a protein of 247 amino acids. The transcript has a single exon. Gene Ontology annotation, cellular component: proteasome core complex; nucleus; proteasome core complex, alpha-subunit complex.
AUGGCAGGUUAUGACCGCGCUGUGACAAUUUUUUCACCCGACGGUCACCUAUUGCAAGUGGAAUUCGCUAAGGAAGCUGUUCAUAAAGGGGCAGCAGCAUUGGGCAUUCGAGGUCAAAAUUGUAUCAUACUAGCCGUUGAGAAGCGUUCGAUAUCCUCGCUACAAGAGGAACGUACUAUUCGCAAAAUUUGUGCCUUAGACGAUCACAUUGUCAUGACUUUUGCUGGCGUCACCGCAGACGGACGAGUGUUAGUCAAUCGCGCUCAAGUCGAAUGCCAAAGUUAUAGAUUAAAUGUCGAGGAUCCCGUUACUUUGGAAUAUAUUUCACGAUACAUUGCUCAGUUGAAACAAAAGUAUACCCAAAGCAAUGGACGCCGUCCGUUUGGUCUGUCUUGCUUAAUCGGUGGUUUCGAUUAUGAUGGCGGCGCGCACUUGUAUCAAACUGAACCCUCUGGCAUUUACCAUGAAUGGAAAGCAAACGCUAUCGGACAAUCGUCUACUAUGAUACGCGAAUUCUUAGAACAGAACUAUACAGAUGAAGUGGCCGGAAGUGUGGCGGGUCUUAUUACCUUGGCGAUUAAAGCGUUACUUUUGGUCAUCCAAAGUGGACCGAAAAAUUUGGAAAUCGCUAUUUUGGAAAGGGGCAAGCCGUUGAGAAUGCUUGAUGCUCAAACGAUCGCCCAAUACGUGGCCGACAUCGAGAAAGGAAAACAAGAAGCCGAGAAGAAAAAGCAGAGAAAGUAACAUAAAACC